Messenger RNA from Fundulus heteroclitus (mummichog), 1944 nucleotides. RefSeq names its product solute carrier family 37 member 4a (gene slc37a4a). Gene Ontology annotation, cellular component: endoplasmic reticulum membrane. The transcript is spliced from 9 exons. Bases 609 to 1901 code for a protein of 430 amino acids. NCBI's taxonomy places the organism in Eukaryota, Metazoa, Chordata, Actinopteri, Cyprinodontiformes, Fundulidae. The record is from RefSeq and is a predicted model, not a curated record. Gene Ontology annotation, biological process: phosphate ion transmembrane transport; glucose-6-phosphate transport. Gene Ontology annotation, molecular function: glucose 6-phosphate:phosphate antiporter activity.
UGACCCACAUGACGCGGAAACUUGACAAGUUCAGUUCCUUCUCAGGAACAAAUUUUGGGACGAAAAGUUAUUCAAUGAAUUCAGCACACCGCGAUUUUCCCUAAACACCAAGCUGGGUCUCCAAAACGGUUUGCCUCAUAUCACAGUGGAUCAGAGCUGAGAGGGGGGCUCAGAGCAAAACAAGCCCUCACAUGGGUGGGAGCCUCCCCGCUGCUGUGCCGGGACUCUUGGACUCUGGUAAAUUAUUACACACGCCAGGCUGAGGACUCCCUCAAUAACACCAUCACAUGGACAAACAGCCUCAGAGGACAGCGGGUCUCCUGAGAGGACCUGGCAGACGGAUCCACUGUUGAUGUCUCACUCAGAUGCUUUCCCGUCUCUACCAGCACGCAGGCAGACGGCCCAGAUUCAAUCAGCCUCAGGGCAGAGAAGUUGACCAUUAACCUCGGCGCACUGAUUGCGCACAGCUCCCGGUCGAAGCAGCUGCUCCUGCACCCUGGAUCCCCAGGCAAAGUUCACUGUCACAGGCAGCGCCGCUCUGCGAGGAGCCAGCAGUUUGAGCCCCUCUGUGCUUUCCCUCCCACCCUGCGAGGACUGAAGCUGCGACCAUGGCCUCAGCUGGCUAUGGAUACUACAGAGCCACCAUAUUCCUGGCCAUGUUUGUGGGCUACACGCUGUACUACUUUAACAGAAAGACUUUCUCCUUUGUGAUGCCUUCAGUAAUGCAGGAAAUCACGCUGGAUAAGGAUGACCUGGGCAUGAUCACCAGCAGUCAGUCCUUGGCCUACGCUAUCAGCAAGUUCAUCAGCGGCGUGCUUUCGGACCAGAUCAGCGCCCGCUGGCUCUUCUCCAUUGGCCUGUUCGUGGUGGGAGGCAUCAACGUGGUCUUCUCCUGGUCCUCCACCGUGGCCGUGUUCUCUGCCCUGUGGUUCGUCAACGGCCUCGGACAGGGUCUGGGCUGGCCUCCCUGCGGCAGGAUUCUCCGUAAGUGGUUUGAGCCGUCUCAGUUCGGGACGUGGUGGGCCGUCCUGUCCUGCAGCAUGAACCUGGCCGGCAGCCUGGGCCCCAUCAUCGCCACGGUGCUGGCUCAGACCUACAGCUGGAGGGCCAUACUGUCUGUCUCUGGGAUGACCUGCGUGGCCGUCUCCUUCGCCUGCCUGCUGGUGAUCAAGAACGAGCCCAGGGACGUGGGGCUGCCCAACGUCGAGGCGGCGGCGGCCAAGAAAGGCAAAGGAGGCACCUCCAGAGAUGACAGCACCCUGUCGGAGUUCCUGCUGUCGCCCUACCUGUGGCUUCUGUCCGUGUCCUACCUGGUGGUGUUCGGGGUGAAGACGGCCCUCACCGACUGGGGGCAGCUGUUCCUCAUCCAAGACAAGGGCCAGUCCGCGCUGAUGGGUAGCUCCUACAUGAGCGCCCUGGAGGUCGGAGGCUUGUUGGGCAGUCUGGCAGCGGGCUACAUCUCUGACAAGGCUGUCGCCAAACAAGGGCUGAGGAUCUACGGCCAUCCCCGUCACUUCAUCCUGAUCUGUAUGAUGGCUGGGAUGUUUGUGUCUAUGUACCUGUUCAGGGUCACCGUGACUGCCGACAGCUCCAAGGUGUGGAUACUCAGCCUGGGCGCUGCUUUUGGCUUCUCCUCCUAUGGACCAAUAGCCUUGUUUGGGAUUCUAGCCAAUGAAAGUGCUCCUUCCAACUACUGCGGGACGUCGCACGCCAUAGUUGCCCUCAUGGCCAACAUUGGCGGCUUCCUGUCCGGAUUACCCUUCAGCACGAUCGCCAAGCACCACGGCUGGGAACAGGCUUUCUGGGUGGCGGAGAUCACCUGCUUGGUCACCACUGUAGGAUACUUCCUGCUGCGCAACAUCCAAACCAAGAUGGGCCGCGUGCCCAAGAAGGCAGACUAACGUCCCACCCUCCACCCCUCCGACCACAGACGCCGCUGCAUUU